AUGAAGAACGCCCUUGCGCUCAAGCAUCUCACUGAAAAGCCUUGUGCUCCCGAUGGUGGAUAUCGACAAGGGUCUGAAGAGCAGUUAUCUCAGCCCGGGAACGGUCAAUUUCCCCACGAGCUACCCUUAGCUCGUCACGCAGAGAUGUCAGAGAUCUCUCGUUCUCAAGCUGAGCAAAGGCAAACUCAGCUCGAUGCUUCGAGGCAGUGUCCACCAUCUGGAGACGCCUAUUCCGCUCAUGCUCGAGAUCGUCGCGUAACCCUUGCGUUACGCGAUCAAAGAAGCUCUCGGGAACACACCGAUCCACAUGAUCGUGUGGAGAGCGUCUUUCCUCCUCCUCCACCUCCAUUAAAGGACUCUCGCGGUGGCCAGCGCUAUCUAGUAGAGCAGCUGUUGAACCACCGCGACGUGAACGGACGUCGAGUUACCUCGUCCGGUGGCGCGGUCAUCCCCCGUCCUGGGAUACUUGGGAGCCCCGCUCCCAACUGA
Peronospora matthiolae is the source of this 489-nucleotide messenger RNA. Lineage: Eukaryota; Oomycota; Peronosporomycetes; Peronosporales; Peronosporaceae. The record is from the annotation of a GenBank genome assembly.